This is a messenger RNA of Aspergillus sclerotioniger CBS 115572, 735 nucleotides long. RefSeq lists its product as uncharacterized. The record is from RefSeq and is a predicted model, not a curated record. NCBI's taxonomy places the organism in Eukaryota, Fungi, Ascomycota, Eurotiomycetes, Eurotiales, Aspergillaceae. The transcript has a single exon. The coding region runs from base 145 to 594 and encodes 149 amino acids.
AGCCGCCACACUGGCUGUCACUCGUGCGGUGAUGUGUCCUCCGUCAAGUUGACAUGCGCCGGGAUUUUUCUGGGUCUCGGCAGUCUCUGCCUCGAGGAAGGGUUCUGCCCGGGAUAUCUACCCCGUUGUUGACUGUUCAGUUUGAUGGUACCACCUCCACGUAGUGUUUUAUUGGAAUCAUGCCUCCCUUUCGAUAUCAUCGCUUUGCGGGUGAUUAUCCUUUGCAUCGGGACAUUCCCUUUCCCGGACUUUGGAAGCAAUAGAACAGGCAAUCAACUGACAGAAUACACAUUAUUGCCUAUUCCCAGCCAUCUCUUCGGUCAUUUAUGCCCCGUGGCAGUGCGCCCGACGUGUGUUAUCGCCGUUAAACCAGUGCGUAUCAUGAACCUAGCAUCAACACACCGUGGUACAACGCAAACGCCAGGAGUGAGAAUAUUUCCCGUACCUGGUGCACCAUCCACAAGAACUGUACCCCACGUGAAACCAAUAAUUUCCGACCAGGACGUUGAUGGUUACCUCUGUACAUCCGAUAGGCAGGGGUCGGUAACAAUAUCAUCGCACACCUCGGGAGCUUCAAUGUCCCAUCCGCUAUGAUGAAACCAGCCCAUAUUUCCAGUUGAGGGCGGAUUGGUUUCACCUUGAGCAAUGAUUCAGACAAGCUCGCAGCAUUGAGACAUCACACCCACGGAGUUAAUCAACGGAUGAAUUUCACCCCUGUUAUACAGGUUGCCAUGA